Molecule: messenger RNA, 4659 nt
Organism: Sordaria macrospora k-hell
Lineage: Eukaryota; Fungi; Ascomycota; Sordariomycetes; Sordariales; Sordariaceae
Source: RefSeq, a predicted model, not a curated record
AUGGAUAUCGCGAGAACGGUACAAGGCAGCAGGGCUAUAGCGCUGUACGCUUUCGACUCUCCAAAGAGUCCCGAAUCAUCCACCAGCAGCCGCGGGCGAACCAAGGCCGAGCACGACGGAGACAAACCCAGCAAGCCAAGCACGCCUUUCAGCAGGGGCAAGUCGCGGGCCGGCCGCACGUCAACCAGCACCACCUCCAGCAGCACCACUCCCGCGCCCACCUCCAGCGGAAACGACGACUCAGCGGCAGAACCAAAGCCGGGAGGCUUGCUGAAACUCGACAUCCCCCACACCACUGGCCUCGACAACUGGAUAAGCUUUGGUGCUCUUGGUAGUACUGCCCGGCCUGAUGAGAUGAGUGGUCCUGCGCAUAUACUUACGAGGACGGCUCCGGCUGUCGUCACCACCACCACCCCUACGAGCGCAACCAAGUCGGCCACCAGUCCAGCAAAUACCCACAGGCUGUCCACCCUCUUUACCUCCGGCCGCUGCAACUCUCUUCCCAGUCGCAUCGAUUUCCUCAACUCUCCCACCAGUCCCAUCUCCCCCACAAGCGUUCCCCCGACCCUCCCCGACCUCAAUGUUCCUCUCACACUAGACUUUGCUGCAGAGCUUGAACGGUCGUUAAGCAUUGGCUCCAAGAUUGAGCCUUUGCGUGGUGUGGCCCUGAAAGAAACAGUCGUUACCAUCAAGGACGCAGAGCCAGAAACACCGCCCGCCGCCAGUGCGCCAGUUGCGCCCGCUGUUGUACCCGUUAGCACAACCGAGCCGACCAGAACGAAGACGACCACGACCACAACCACGACCACAACCUUAACGGCCCCGAUCAUUCCCCCAAAAUCGCCGGCGCGGGAACCCCUUCCUCGGAGGAAAUCAAUGAUUGAUCGUCCGCGCUCAUGGAUGCCUGGUUCGACCACGACUGUUAUUUAUGACGCCAGAGAGACCGCCGAGGACCGUCGCACCAGAAAAUUGUCGAAGCCGAAUCAUGCUGGAGGGGCGCGGGAGGUCGCGCAGGAAGUGCAGAGACCCAAGACGGCCAGUGUAGAAUCCUUUGCCGAUUAUGCGAAGCGCUCGUGGAUUUCGACUUCGAGGUCUCCGUCUCCACCUACAAAAAAGCUCGAAAGACAAUCACCAGCGGAGGGACGCAGGACGUCCAGAGGAUUGCUCGGGCUUGGCAGUAAGAAGGAGAAAACUGCUGGGGGUGUUAGUGGGAGCGGCGCCACAGCGGCAGGUGGUGACGCACCACAAGAGAGUAGCCGGAGCCGAGCUCUACAGCGGGCAAGUACCUUUGUGGCUCGGAUGAAACAGCGACCCCAAAGUGUCUUCUCCAAAAGCUCGUCAUCCACCUCGGUAUCAGCUUCGUCUGUCAACAGCUCAAAAUCAAGUGACAUUGACAGCAGCGCAUCCUCCAGCAUUGACAACAGUAGCGCUUCCGGGGUAAAGCCCGUUGAUCAGUCCACCACUUCUUCCACGACCACAACCACAAAGUUGUUGCAAGCAAAGGAUGCCAAACACGAUGUUUCGAGCAGCAAUAGCGACGCCCCAUCAACAACCAGGAAUUCGUCUUUGGACACUACUGUUACAGCAGCUACCUCCGAAAACGCAUCCCAGUCCACCGCAGAGACGAGCAUCACGAUGCCAAACCCUUCCUCCGGCGACCCCCUAUGGUCGACCUUCCGAACGCUCGAUAGCGAGUUUUCCAAAUUCGUGGCCAAGAAUUCGACCCCCAUGCGAAUGAAUGUAGUACGAUCGACGCUCGUACCUUUCCUCCGCAGCACGUCACACCACCCGUCCAACUCGAACACAAAGCAGCUUUCACCAGAAGACUUUGAUCGCCGAGCAACAAUAUUGAAUAAAUGGUGGAACGGUCUCUUGGACAUGUUGGAUGCUGGGCAGUCCAGGCUGGAAAGGAAUGCUUUCGCCGUGUCCAUGGGCACCGGCUCUGCCAUGUCCCCUCCUCCCACGUUGGGCACUAAUCUGCAACCAGUGGCAGGCAUCGACAGGCCGAUAUUACUCGAAACCAUCACCAUUAUCAUGAUGCGUCCAGAGUGGAGGUCAUGCACCAGUUCCUUCCAGCCGCUAUCAAAACGUUCCCCAGAGGAGCGUGUGCGCGCCCGAUCGUCGACACAGUCCACCGCAGACGAAACCGAGCUGGCUGCCAUUGACUUUGUCGCCCAAUCCGCCGAGCACAAUGUGCGGACCAUGUUCGUCAACAGCCUUACCAGGCAGAUGGCUCUCGUGGUGGAUAAGUUGUCACUACGACAUGCGCCUCUCAGCUUGGUCAACUGGAGCGGCAAGGCAUGCGCCUAUGCCUUUUUCUUCGUUCCUGGGAUAGCCGACGUCCUUGUGCGCCUUUGGCAAUUGAAUAGCGAUCUUCUGCGCCGGACGUCAGACGAGUUCAAGCUUCCAAGGAGGAGUAAGGGCGAGAGCGAGGACAUUGUGGCGCUGUUCCCACCACAUCUUGGGAAGCUGGGUUGGACGUCAGUCAAGACACUGGGCAACAGAUUGCGCCUGGCAGCAAAGCUACCCUUGAACCAAGCCAAGAUUGCCUGGCAUGGUCCCUGGGUCUCCAGAUGGCGAGGAGGCGAUACCGACUUGUUCUAUGUCUUCUGCAAGUACUAUCACAUUCUGUCUGCUGACUUCAUGCCGGAAGGUCUUCCUCUCGUCGAGAAGGCGCGUGCCCCAGCUUUUGUCCUGGUGCAUGCUCAGCUUCUCUCAACCUUGGACGGCGCGAUUCACCGUCAGGCCUCUAUGGAUGCAUUGCUGGGACCACCGAUCGCCGAUAGUCUCCAUGGUACCGACGCGACCAUGACCGGAGCAACUGGACUCUCGCUACCCAGCAAUGUCUUGAAGGGAAUGGACGAGAAUAGACUUGUUGCCUUGCUGAAGGAUAUGUUGUCGGAGAAGUCUGUGGUUGGAUCCGAGAUCAGGCAUAACUUUGCCGAGUCUUUCAUGGCUGUUAUGGUCGCCGCUACCAAGCGGACAUCCAGAUAUGAGCACGCCGCUUGUUUCAUGCUUUGCGAUUUCCUCCAGGAGGCACUUACGGCGCUCAACACGUACCAGGACAGUCAGAACAACAGUGUCGCCACCUCGCCUAUUCAGGAGACGAUGCCCACCUCCGCCUUCGAUACCUCUAGUUCGCUUGUUAACUACAUUGACUGGCCAUUCUGGUUCGAGGUCGGCAAGAUGAUCAUGGAUUCCAACAAUACCAUGUCGGAGAUUCGCAUCAUCUCGUUCAUCUACUCGGUGUGGGAUGCUAUCGUUGCUGAUCCGGCACGCAAGGAGAAACUCUGCUGCGAGUGGUUGUUGACGGAGGAGACGUUUGAGAGGUUCUUCAAUCAUUGGUGUCCCAUGGUUCGCGCCUAUUAUAUGCGUCUGCUGUGUUGGCGUGUCUGUAGGGACACUGGUUCUGUGAACGAGCUGGACAACAAAAUCUUCCUGCUUGUUGCACAGCGAUUGAGGACUGUCUGGUCGCAUUACCUAUGGAUGUGGCAGACUGCUGAAGCUGAGGGUCGUAUACCUCCUUCAACGGCACCCUGCCUACCAACUCCUGGCAAGCGAUUCCUCAUCAUUCGAAGCGAAGUUCAACCAGCGCAAACGCCUUUAUAUCUUGGCUUCGACUCCUUCACCAGCUCCUUCCCAGGAAUAGAUGGCCCCUCCGACUACCAGUUCACCAGUAAUGAGAACAGGUCAAGCGUGAGGGUCGAAGAGACAUCCAAGAAGAGAUGGUCUCUCCUGGGCAAGGUUCUCAACUUUACCGCUUCGCAGGCUCAACCCUCCAAUAGUGCCACAAAUGGCAAGCGCACAUGGGAUGAAGAACUCGAGCAAGCUAGGCGCGAAACGGCUGCGGCCGCUGCAGCUCGGGCUGGUCCUCCUCCGCCUCCGAAGCAGAACUCCUCGAUGAACGCCAAGCCGUCAUCCGACUCGGCUUCCUCAACCGGAUCCGCUCCCGUCUACGAUGUGGCCACCUUCGUCUUCCGGUUCGCUCUCACUUGGCAAGGUACGAACGGCCUUGUUGGACCCCAACGGGAUAUGGUCCUAUACCGGCCUCGCCUUCCAGCCCCCGCUCAAUCCAGGGUUCUCACCCGGGCCAUCGUCUCCGACGGAUCUCCCAACGGCGAGAUCUACAGCAGCCCUGGAUCGCACCUUAUCAGGCCCGGUCUUCCACCUGUCACCCGUCGUUACAGCGGACAAUCAGAGACUGGCCUGAUCAACCAUGUCCGCAACGCUCGUCCUCUUUCCAUCGACACCUCGCCACCUCCCCCAGAAAGAAACCCCAACCGCCGCCGCUCAACAAGUAUUAACCUCGCAAUCCUCCACGGUGUUGGCGAGUCUGAUGACAAAAGCGCGCUGGUCAAGACACGCUCCGCUGCAAGCAUGCAAGACAGCAGUCCAUUUUCCCGCGCCUGCUCACCGCCGCCUGCUGGGUUCGACAGCGAAGUCAAUCGUUUGAACCUCGCCGUCCGCGCUCAGAAGCCUGUGGGGAUCUACGCCUCGGGCGCGGUGUAUUCUGGCAGAGCGCUGGCGGAAUGGAGCCUGGUGGUGAGUGAGUGUAACAGCUUUAUGGAUAGGAGGAGGGACGAGGGCGUGUUGGGACUGAGGGAUGUGGAGGUGCCCAACUUGGGAGUGGAAGGAAUGGGGUUGAAGAGAGGGGGUUAA